UCUAUUUCUUGAGAGCCCAUCACCUCUCAUCAAUUUUAUCGCGGAGACACCAAGCCCAUGUUUCCGCUUCCCUCUUUUUACAGAGAACCACUGCUACCUCUGCCAUGAUUCUCCAUAUUUGUAUUUUAAAUGCUCCAUUUCUGCAAUUUCUUUCCAUUUUCGUAGCUUGAAGGCUCCAUUUCUGGAUUCUUCUAGUUUCGAGAAUCGCUGAUUGCUUCUUGGAUUGGAGCUCAAAAGCCAUUGAAAUCGCCGAUUUGAUGCUAUAUAUGCUGCCUUUUUUCUUAUUAAGAGCUUGAAGCCUCAGGGAAUGACGAUUAUUUCGUGCUUUGGAGCUUAAGGGGACGGAAAAUCGACUGUUUGAGUAAGAGGAAAACUGCUAUUUCUGUAAUAUUCUUCCUUAUAUAUAUAUAUAUAUAUACAGCUUAGUGCUUGAGGAAUUGACGAUUUAUUCGCGUAAUAAAUCUUUAAAUACGAGUAAUUGCCGAUUUGUCCUUUUAUAGAGGGAAAGAACCUGGAAAUCUCCGCCGCUUUCUCUGUACUAUAGUUCUAAAUAUAGUUUGAAGACACGGAAAAAUCGCCGAUUCGUUUGUGUAAGCCUUUUUAAGUGGACGAGGAUAAGAGGCCGAGUAAGUUAAUUUUUACUGCCUGCCAGUGCUUCAAAAAGGCAAAGCUCUUAUGAAUCAGAAGAAUUUGGUGUUUGGAUAAGUAUCCAAGCUGUAGAGCUUCAGUUUCUUAUUAUAAUCUUCAGAUUAGGGCAAAAAAUCAAUCCUAAGGCAGUGAUUUUUGUUUGAUAUAUGUCCAAAUAGGUCAUCUUCUAAAGAUUUUGUUUAAAGUGGGCUUAAUCCCCGAAUCUCACCAUGGCUUCCGGGAAAUCUUUGUAAAUGAUCGGCCAUUUUUACCAUAAAGGAUCAGGAAUCCAUUAAACAGCCAUCGGUUCCCUCUAAGAAGCUCUGGUUUUUGCCAUUUGUUCACAGAAGCCCUAAUUUUUUAGUUCAAGAGCAGAGAAAAUGGGGAAUUGUCAAGCCGCUGAAGCUGCAACAGUAGUUAUAGAACAUCCUGAUGGUAAAAUACAGAGGAUUUAUUGGUCAGUGAGUGCUAAUGAGAUCAUGACUUUGAAUCCUGGCCAUUACGUUGCAGCGAUCACGGUUUCCCCUACUGCUAAGUCAGAGAAUGGGGCUCCUCUGAGGCAGCUGAAGCUUCUGAGACCUGAUGAUACCAUGCAUAUCGGCCAUGUUUAUCGCCUCAUCAGCUUCGAAGAGGUUUUGAAAGAGUUUUCGGGGAAGAAGUACGCGAGGCUUAGCAGGCUGCUAUCACUGCAAAAGAAGCCCAGAUCGAACGGUGGAGGUGAAAGGAGGGAGACCUCUUCCAGGUCCGAUUCUGAAAAAUUACCAAAGCCGGAGAGAGACGUGCAUAAGAGCGGUACCCGUGUGGCGAGGCACGGCCAAUGGCGCCCUGCUUUACAAAGCAUUGCCGAGGUUGGACGCUAAGCUCCCAUUUCCAAUCACAUAGAAAAAUAAAAACCGCAUCCUUUCUAUCUUCUUCCUUCCCUCCCUACAUUUGGACAACACUCUCCCUCUUUACUUUAAUCGCACACUCUAUACCUUUGAUAUAUAUUCCUGUUUGGUGAUUGCAAGUACUAAAAAAACGUAUUGUACCUUUGCACCAACGUGUUUGUUUGUCGUGAUUUUGGCUGCGCUUUUGGCCUUCACGUGUGAUUCAAAAGUGGACUGCGUUUUUAGUGA
Molecule: messenger RNA, 1742 nt
Organism: Amborella trichopoda
Lineage: Eukaryota; Viridiplantae; Streptophyta; Magnoliopsida; Amborellales; Amborellaceae
Source: RefSeq, a predicted model, not a curated record